CGUCUGUUCUUUUUUUUUUCCCUCAGCCCAUCCGGAGCGUCGGGCCAGAGAUGGUCCAUCCCAGGAUCAAUUGAAGCCCCACUGCUGACCAAUUCCCAUUCCCAAACCUCUCGAUCAAAGAAUCGCCCGCUGCGUCGUCGCCGUCCACCUCUCUCGCCGCCGUCCUUUUCCCUUCCUUUUGUUCGUCAGUUAAUUCCUUGUCCCUUCGCCAUGUACCGCACAACCCUGCGCUCGGCCUCGAGGCCUGUAAUUGCCAGCCUGCGCUCCACAGCCCGCGCCGCUCCCCGACGCUUCAACUCGACCGCCGCGGCGCCCAGCAACAGGCCCGGAUCAUGGAAGGGCUCUGCUGUGCGAUGGGGCCUGGCCUUUGGCGCCGUCUACUACUACAACACCAGCCCCGUCUUCGCUGACGACGCCGCCCCACAAACCGUUCCCGCCCCCGCCGCCUUCUCCAACGACGACCUGCCGACCGUCGACUCGAUUAUUGAGGAGAAGCGCAAGCAGAUCCAGGCCAAGGCUCCGGAGUCCGCCGAGCCCGCCACCGACGCCCAGAACACCGCUGUCGCCGGCUCGCCCCUAGAAGAGCUCGAAGAGGAUGCCGGCCAGCAGGGUGCCUUUAACCCCGAGACUGGCGAGAUCAACUGGGACUGCCCUUGCUUGGGUGGCAUGGCUGACGGCCCUUGCGGAGAGGAGUUCAAGACGGCCUUUAGCUGCUUCGUGUACUCGGAACAGGAGCCCAAGGGCAUGGACUGCAUUGACAAGUUCCAGGGCAUGCAAGAGUGCUUCAAGAAGUAUCCCGAGAUUUACGGUGCCGAGCUUGCCGAUGACGAGGACGGUGCUCCUACCCCCGACUUUGGCGAUGACGAACCUGCCCCCGAUGCUCAAAAGGUCCAGGCCGAGGUUGAGAAGCCUGUGGAGGUCGCUGCCCCCGUGUCAACUGCUGAGACUACCGCCGAGGUGAAGGAGGAGGUUAAGCCGGUUGAAAAGGUUGAGGAGCACGAUGGGCCGAAAAAGGAGUAAAAUGAUCACCACCAGGCAUGAGGAUGGGUGUACGAACUGUAAAAUAUACUGGGUCCGUGUGGCGUCAGCGAGGAUCUCAUCUCUGUACCAACGUUGUAUAAUGAGAGAUACAAAAGGCAGUGGGUCAUAAUAGAAGGCAUCACAUCUCAAGGUCGGG
This is a messenger RNA of Ilyonectria robusta, 1177 nucleotides long. RefSeq lists its product as uncharacterized. Gene Ontology annotation, cellular component: mitochondrial intermembrane space. Lineage: Eukaryota; Fungi; Ascomycota; Sordariomycetes; Hypocreales; Nectriaceae. Gene Ontology annotation, biological process: protein import into mitochondrial intermembrane space. The transcript has 3 exons. The coding region runs from base 211 to 1020 and encodes 269 amino acids. Gene Ontology annotation, molecular function: protein-disulfide reductase activity. The record is from RefSeq and is a predicted model, not a curated record.